AUGCAGUCAACCUCUAAACAUGACCGACCGAAACACCUCCGUAGCAAGGUCAAGGCUGAGCUACGGAAGAUGAAAGAUCAGUGGUGGGAGCAUCGGCACUGCGCGGACCGGAAAAACACAAAGAGGUAUUUUGAUGGUCUAACGGCAGUGUACGGACCUUCUUCCAACAUCAUGGGACCAGUCCGCUCCUUGGGCGGAAGGCUCUUCUCUGACGAAGGCGACAUCGUCCAACGCUGGGCAGACCAUUUCAAUCAGCUGCUGAUCAGGCCAUCCCAGACAGUCCAGGCCAUAGAAGACGUGCCCCAGCGCCCAGUCUCAGAGGCCUUUGAUGAUCGGGGGGUAGAAGCUAGAUCUAGCACAGGGAGAGUGGAUAUGAUCUCUGCUGUCAGACGGAUCCAGAAGUGCCAGGAACAGAACCAGAAUCUCCACGUCCUCUUUGUGGACCUGACGAAGUCAUUUGAUACCGAGAACGAGCGGAAGCGUGCUCGGGCACUGUGGCGGGCGGAGACGGAGGGUCGCCUGCGGGUGCAGCGGCGGAUCGAGACCGAGCAGCUGCGGGCCCGACUCGGGGAGCUUCGUGCAUACCGGGACAUGCUCCGUCGCUCGCUCGCUGCCAAUGCCCACUUCUCCGAAUUUGUUCAGCUCUUGUUGCGCCCCGGCGGCAUGUUCCGGGAGCUGUCCGAAGUGCCAGUGCGAUACCGGGCGCUGGUCUCCACCCACGAGGCGCUGCUGCGGCUGGUGCAGGAAGGCCAUGAGGAGCGUGAGCGCCGCAAGGCGCGGCUAGGCCGCUACCUGGAGGAGACGAGCGACGAACGAUUGCAGCUCAGCAACCGGCUGGCCGACCUGCAGGCCCAACUUGAGGCGGCCCGGAGCCGCAGCCUCCGCUGGGACGCGGCCUGGACACACAUUCAGAACACCGCGGCGAGGCAGACGCUAGUGCUGGGCACAGUGAAGAUGGCGACGCUGAACCUGUACCAGCUGGUGGCCGGAUCACUGGAGGAGGCUCCCUCACUCACCUCCACCGACACUCUCUGGCAACUCCAGAAGAUUGAGGAAUUCAUCCAUCACCUAAAGUCAGUUUGGGAGGAACUGACGUCGGACCCCCACCGGGCUCAGAAUCGUCUGAUGAAGUGAGGGAGGGGUUCCUCAUUACGACU
Messenger RNA from Hypanus sabinus (Atlantic stingray), 1157 nucleotides. Its product is annotated as coiled-coil domain-containing protein 42-like. The transcript has 6 exons. Lineage: Eukaryota; Metazoa; Chordata; Chondrichthyes; Myliobatiformes; Dasyatidae. The record is from RefSeq and is a predicted model, not a curated record. Bases 1 to 1134 code for a protein of 377 amino acids.